Messenger RNA from Onychostoma macrolepis, 2039 nucleotides. RefSeq names its product zinc finger protein 883-like. NCBI's taxonomy places the organism in Eukaryota, Metazoa, Chordata, Actinopteri, Cypriniformes, Cyprinidae. Gene Ontology annotation, biological process: negative regulation of transcription by RNA polymerase II. The coding region runs from base 1 to 1659 and encodes 552 amino acids. The transcript has 4 exons. The record is from RefSeq and is a predicted model, not a curated record. Gene Ontology annotation, molecular function: DNA-binding transcription repressor activity, RNA polymerase II-specific.
AUGACAACCGCCGUAAAACUGGAAAGAAGAAGAAGAGGCGUCUUUAGUCCACCGGCAAAUCCACGGAAGAAAGUAGUUUGGCGCACUCCGAUGUUGAUCAUGAAAGCGCAGGUGGAUGUGAUCUGCUGUAAAUCAGUAGGAACUGAUCUGUCCAUGCUGGAUAUUGAGGAUUUCAUCACAGAAAUCUGUCGGCUGAAGAAAGAGGUGGCGUCACUGGAGGCAAAGCUGAGAGAAAGAGGAGACAAACUGAACAGAGAGGAUGUGGAGAAGGUUUCAGUGCGUGUGGCUGAUGGGACAGAAGCUCAGGAUUCAGUCUGGAGCGUCAGAGAUCAGAGAUCCAGAGACACACAGGACUCAGAGCUCAGCCUCACUUUACUCUGUUAUACUGACGCUCAGGAUCAUGAAUCCACUGAUCAAACCUCUGACUGUAACGCUGGAGAACAGCAGAUGCUGCAGACGCCGCUGAAGAUGUGCUCCGUCAAACUGGUGGACUGCAGGAACCUGAUCGAGAGCAGAGCAGAAGAAACCACCGCAGAGGAACAACAACAGAGUCACGAGGAAGAGGAUGAAGAUCAGAAUGAGGAUGAGGAUGAAUAUGAGAAUAAUGGGAAUGAUGAUGACUAUGAUGAAGAUUUCAUUCCUCCAGAUGACAAUGGCUGUUCAUCUUCUGAUGGAGAAACAGCCUUAACAUCAAAAGAGAAUCUGACGGUCAAAAAUUUUCCUUGUGCCACCUGUGGAAAAACACUGAGUUCACAGGGUUAUUUAACGAGACACAAGAGAAAACACACAGAACAGAAAGACUUCACCUGCAGGAGAUGCAACAUCAGCUUUCCUACCGCAGAAGAGAGGAGACUUCAUUCAAAAGAUCACAGCUUGAAGAGGGAGUUUUGCUGCAAACAGUGUGGGAAGGUUUUUUUUGUUCAUUCUAGUCUAAAAGUUCAUUUGAAGACUCACAAAGAAAAGUCUUUCCACUGCAGUGAAUGUGACAAGUAUUUCAGCACCAAAGGAAAUCUUGUUGUUCAUAAGCGAAUCCACACGGGAGAAAAACCGUACAAGUGCCCUCACUGCGAGAAGAGCUUCAAUCAUGGACCUCAUCUGAAGACACAUGUGCGUGUUCACACCAAUGAGAGGCCGUACCAGUGCAGUGAAUGUGGAAAAACCUUUAUAGACUCAAGCUGUCUAAAGUCACACCAGAAAAUCCACUCUGAUGAGAAACCGUUUCAGUGCAAAUACUGUGACAAACGAUUCCGUCAAAGAUCUAAUCUGAAUUGUCACGAGAGGACUCACACCGGAGAGAAACCGUAUCUUUGCUCCUACUGUGGGAAGAGCUUUUCUAGUCCAACUCAAUUUGGAUUUCAUAAGAGAGUCCACACUGGAGAAAAACCGUAUCACUGCAGCGUCUGUGGGAAGAAUUUCAGUAAGUGUGAUAUUUUAAAAAACCACAAGAGGACUCAUAGCGGAGAAAGACCUUUCAAGUGCUCACAAUGUGACAAGACGUUUGCUCGAUCAGACAUCCUCAAGGUCCAUCAGCGAGUUCAUACAGGAGAGAAACCUUACUCCUGCUCCAUCUGCGGCGAGAGAUUCGCUUAUUUAGGUAGUUUUCAGACUCACCAGAACAAACACGCUAAAGAACAAACUGCUCCAGGAUCGUCAGAGUGACUUUCAUCAGUCAAUCUGGAAAAAAACCUGCAAAACUGAAACUGUACAUUGAGCUCUUGCUGCCAGUAGGGGGCAGUGAGCUUUCAUGUGGUGGACUGAACCGAACGCUGUAUAUAAAGUCAUAUUUAUAUACAUAAAUGCAAGGACUGGGAUUACCACUGGAGUAGAACAAUGAUUUUAUAUUAAACCAGAUAGAAGUAUUAAAAAUCCUCAAAAUAAAAUACAAUAAUAUGAGUGCCUCAUAUGCAUUUAAAGUUUUAUGUGGUGAAAUGGCGUAAAGAAUGCAUGAAUGAGAGUAACUGACAAAUACACUUUUUCAUUGCUGGAUGGGUUUCUUUUAAUCGAGAAAGAGCCAUAGUUUAUUAAAUAUUCAUUUCAUC